CCACCCGCCGGGCCGGAGGUGCCCCGCGCCGUCCGCGCUCGCUCCGCCGGGUGCGCUCCCCCUGCACCCGGCGAGGGCGAGGCCCCCGGGGAGGCCAUGGCGGAGCCGGAGCCCCCGGCCGACGACCUGGACGCCCUCCUCGACGACCUGGACUACCUCCCCGGCCACUUCCACCUGGAGCUGCAGCUCAACUUCGAGCCGCGCUCGCCCGCCUCGCAGCGCGCGCGCGCCCGGGACCUGCGGCUGCAGCGGGACAGCCUGCGGCGGGAGCUCGAGCUGGCCGCGGCCCCGCAGCGCCCCGCCGUGCUCCACCUCCUGGGCGCCGUGGCCUUCCACCUGGAGGAGCUGGACGAGGCCCGCGAGCGCUUCCUCGAGGUGGCCCGCGGGCACCCCGACAACCUCAACGCCUGGGCCAAUCUGGCGCACUUGUACGGGCGGCUGGCGCAGGAGGACCAGGAGGAGGCGUGUGCCGGGCGGCUGGCCAGCCUCAUGGACCUGGAAGCGGACGUCGAGGCCCCGGGCACCCCCGGAGACCCCCAGCUCCGCGCCGCACGCUGCUUGGCCGAGCAGGGCUACGCGCACGGCUUCGACGUGGGCUACGCCAGCCCGGAGGAGCAUGAGCGGGUGCUGGCGGCUGGCAUCGCGCUCUACGACAAGGCGCUGGGCUACGGGCAACAGGUCCCGGCGGAGGAGAAGAGGGGCUGGUACCUGGGCAUGGUCACGCUCCUCAUCAGGCUGGACGGCCUCUCCCCGGCGCUGGGCCGCGAGGAGCAGAGGCGGCUGCCCGCCUUCAACCGCGCGCUGUCCCUGCUGCGCCAGGUGCUCAAGUCCCCGGACGCCCAGCGCCGAGCCCUGGCCUGGUGCUACCUGGGGCUGCUGCUGGAGCGCAAGGACUCCUUCUCCACCACGCCCCUGGGCGUGCACGACUGCGGCUUCUCGGGCACCGAGCCCCUGGACUGCUUCGGCAAGGCGAUGGAAGCAGCCAAGGACCAGCCCCCCGUCCUUAAUCGCCUGGCCAAGAUCGUCCACUUCCUGGGAAAGCAGGACAUGGCCAUCGGGAUCUGCAACAUGGCGCUCAAUGUGCUCCCGGACCCGGCGCUCAACUGGCAGGCCUACUGCACCCGGGCCAAGGUGCACAUCCAGACCUACCUGCACGACCUGGAACGGGCCAAGCUGGGGCUGGGGCACAUGCCCGACAGGAACCACCUGGCCUGUGCCAAGGCGGAUCUCGAGGAAGUGGUCAAGGUGUGCCCAGGCCUCAAGGUCUACCUGGACAUUGGCCAGGUCUACUACUACAUGGGCGUGGACGCCAUGCAGGAGCUGCUGGCCGUGGACGAGGAGGCCCUGAACCAGGCGCUGGUGUUCCUGGCCAAGGCGGGCGAGUCGGAGCUGGGGGCCGCCCUGCCCGAGCUGCAGCUGCUGCGGGGCAAGUGCCUGCGCAUCAAGGGCGAGGAGGCCAACGCGGCCGCCUGCUUCAAGCGCGUCGUGGAGCUGGACGACGCGGGCUGCGGCCGCACCGAGGGCUUCGGCCGCCUGCUCGAGGCGCUGCUGGCGCAGUGGGGCCAGGCGCAGCUGAGCGACGGCGAGCUGGGCCGCGAGGUGGACGCGUGGCUGCGCCGCGCCCAGGCCAAGUACCCCGCGCCGUGCCUGCGCCAGGAGCUGCAGCGCCUGUGGCGGGGCCACACGGCCGAGGUGCUGGGGCUCGCGCGGACCUUGGUGGCCCAGGGGCGGCCGGCGCUGGUGCGGCUGCUCUUUGAGACCAUGGAGCUGGAGAGCGAGGACGCCGGCACGCCCAGGGGCCACCGGGCUUUCUCCUUCUGAUGGGCGCCAGCGGCCCCCCCGCCCCGCCCCAUUCCGUCCAGGUCCCGAGCCCCGCCCCGUCCAGGUCCCGCCCCACCCAAACCCUGCCCUGUCCAGGCUCCGCCUUAUCUCCAACCGAGCCCCGCCCCAUCCAGGUCCCGCUCCACCUAAGCCCCGCCCCAUCCAGGCCCCGCCCCGACCAGGUCCCACCCUGUCCAGGCCCCGCUCCAUCCAAGCGCUGCCAGUCCCAGUCCUUCCUCAUCCCCAACCGAGCCCCGCCCCAUCGGGGCCCCUCCCCGUCCAGGUCCCGCGCCACCCAAGCCCCGCCCCACCCAGGUCCCGCUCCACCCAAGCCCCGCCCCGCCCAGGCCCCGCCCCAUCCAAACCCCGCCCCGUCAGGGUCCCGCCCCGCCCAGGUCCCACCCCUCCCGAGCCCCGCCCCAAUCAUGGCCCCGCCCAUCCAGGUCCUGCUCCUCCUGCUCCUGCCCCACCUCAUUCAGGCCAGUGACAUUAUUUUUGAGGAUUAGAAUGGGCAAAUUGAGCCCUUUAGGGCAGUUUUUGUCUCCAGAUAGGUAGAGGAGCUCGUUUAGGAUAGCAGAUGAGAAUGGGGGCAGCCUCAAGCAAGACACAGCGAGAAGCUGCAGGUUGAAGGGUAGAAGUUUGUAACUGCAAAUAAAGAUGGUUGCUAGUCACCUACCUGCUGGCCUGCCUCCACCUGGGCUCUUUUUCAAGUCCCAUGUGCAGUCCCUGAGGCCUGUCUCUUUGGGUUCCUGAUAGGUCCCCUUUACUUUAGUGGGUUGGAGUGGUCUCAGGUCAGAAACGCCAUGGCUAGGGGGCAGGGGACAGCGCUGCAGAGUGAGCGAGGUUUAUGGGCAGAACCACCCUGGCCCCGGGGGAAAGUGGAUAGGGCACUACCCACUAGCAUGUGGAUGACCCGGGUUCCAUCCCCGGCACCCCUUAUCGUC
Sorex araneus (European shrew) is the source of this 2765-nucleotide messenger RNA. It is a transcript of the gene TTC22, whose product is annotated as tetratricopeptide repeat domain 22. The record is from RefSeq and is a predicted model, not a curated record. Gene Ontology annotation, molecular function: protein binding. The coding region runs from base 97 to 1821 and encodes 574 amino acids. Lineage: Eukaryota; Metazoa; Chordata; Mammalia; Eulipotyphla; Soricidae. The transcript has 7 exons.